This is a messenger RNA of Durusdinium trenchii, 942 nucleotides long. The record is from the annotation of a GenBank genome assembly. NCBI's taxonomy places the organism in Eukaryota, Dinophyceae, Suessiales, Symbiodiniaceae.
AUGACGUAUGUCUCCAGGUUCAUGCAAGGCGCAGCUCUGUUGCUGGUGACUGCUGUCAUUGGUGGCACGUUGUUGUCUGAGCUUAUUCCGGUCUAUUCGCACCACAUUCGUCAGAGGAUCGUCGUGAAUACCACAUCGACCAGCCUGAUGCGGCCAUCCUCGCCGCCGUCGCCGAAACAGCCGUGGUCGCCGCAGCUGCCCAUCAUGGUGGGAAGGACCCUCGGUCCAGGCUCCUUUUUGAACCUGCCGGGGGUGGAGCUGGCGGAGCAGAAGCAGACUCGUUGUUUGAAGUUCAUUCACAUCCCGAAGACGGCCGGCUCGUCCAUUGACCAAUUGAGCUUCCAAUUGAAGCUCAACUGGGGCCCUCAUGACCGCUCAUUGCAUUGCACAAACAUGUCCAUGUGCCGGCAAACCACUCCGAUUCUACGGCGCUGUUGCUGGCACAAGAGCACGGCAUGCAGUGUUUGGCACGAUCCACCCAGCAUUGAUGAGCAACUGGCGCAAGUCUAUGCCAACUGCUCCACUUUUUGCGUGGUCCGUGAUCCAAUCAUGCGCUUCAUGAGCGAGUACUUUUACAUGUCCAAGCACAAGCGUAUUCAAGGAGAUUGGUGCGAUCCAGUGAAAUUUGAGGAGUAUGCAAAUGAGACCAUGCAACGUGCUUUGGAAGAUCCCUUCAUUGAUGAUUGCCACCUUGUGCCACAAGCGUUCUACUUGGUCUCUUUGGAUGGCCACCGCUUGUGUGAUCACAUCCUCCGCUACGAGCACUUACAGAGCGAGCUGCCUCAACUGCUGAAGUGGUAUCACAACCUGAACGAGUCAAAAACUCGACUUCAAAUGGUGAACCAAGCUGCACGACGGUGCAAUGUGCCCUUCUCGCCAGAGCUGCGGCAGCGCCUACGAGACUUCUUCCAAGUGGACUACGAACUGGGCUUAGGAACUUGA